Messenger RNA from Cherax quadricarinatus, 1899 nucleotides. Its product is annotated as la-related protein 6. Gene Ontology annotation, cellular component: nucleus. Gene Ontology annotation, biological process: RNA processing. Gene Ontology annotation, molecular function: mRNA binding. The record is from RefSeq and is a predicted model, not a curated record. NCBI's taxonomy places the organism in Eukaryota, Metazoa, Arthropoda, Malacostraca, Decapoda, Parastacidae.
GUGAGGAGAUCCGCAACACAACACAGAGGUAGAACUUAGUAAGAGUGACUUGUAAGGCAGCAGGAGUUGUAAGGCUUCGUGAUGGCCCCUACAGCGUCGGCAGUGUGGAGCAAACCAGUGUCUGCCUGGCCUCCCGAAGGUGAGCACGUCUCUUAUCAGCGUUUGUAGCGAUAUUCAUCCACACUGCAGCAGCUCGUUGGAGAGGAGGUGCAGGUGGCCGGCAAGGUACAACAGUCCGUCAGCGAGGUGCAGCAGUCCGUCAGCGAGGUGCAGCAGUCCGUCAGCGAGGUGCAGCAGUCCGUCAGCGAGGUGCAGCAGUCCGUCAGCGAGGUGCAACAGGGUGUUAGCAAGGUGCAACAGUUCGUCAGCGAGGUACAGCAGUCCUUCAGCGAGGUGUAGGAGAUCGUUGAGCAUGUCAGACGCGGACACAGAGGGUAGCAGUGGGCCGUGGAGGCAGAUGUCCUUCACAUCGUCGGAGAGUGACGGGCCGCGCGUCGUGAUCCCCAAUAAAAGCGAAGAGGAAGGGGACGGCGAAGAGGAGGAGGAGACAGAUGAGAAUAGCCAGAACUUGAAGACCAGCAUGAUGGGCGUGAAGGCAGCGAUUUCCAUGACAACAACAGACCGCACCAGCGGGGAGUCUGGCCAGCCCUCUCACUUCGAUACUCUCACUCCCGAGCUAGAAGCAGCACUGGUGAAGCAACUCGAAGAUUACUUCAGUGACGCUGGACUAGCUAGGGACCUCUUCCUGCUGAAGCACGUGAAGCGCCACAAAGAUGGCUUUGUCUCGCUGAAGCUCCUCUCAGGUUACAAGAAGAUCAAGAAGCUCUCGCGAAGAUGGCAGGAGCUCGCGGCGGCAGCUAGGGCUUCCACCAUGCUUCAGGUGAACGAGGAAGGUACUAAGGUGAGGCGGCGGACGCCCCUGCCACCCAACUUGCUCUACGAGGCACCUACCUCUCGUGCCAUAGUGGCCGUCAAUGUGCCACCUGAACAGGCCACUGUGGCGGCACUGGCUACACUCUUCGGCAGGUAUGGCUCAGUGGCAUCUCUGCAAGUGCUGCGGCCCAGACCAGGCGGCAACGUGGUCCCGGAGCUGCAGUCUCUACUGGUGCGCACGCCAGAGGUGGCCACCACCACCUGUGCAGUGGUGGAGUAUGAGGACGUAUGGGGCGCAGGUUGCGCCCUCAGGGAAGGGGUCAACCUUCCCAUGACGCUGCACCUGCUGCGCCGCUCCCGCCGCGCAUCGCCCUCCUCCAGCAGGAGCUCGCCCACGCCCACGCCCAAGGGACGACACGCAGCUGAGAACGGCGUGUCGGCCGACGAGCUGCGACAACGGCUAAAGAGCGGCCGAAGCAAACAGCGACACACACCAGUUGAGUCCACAACAUCUGACGGGGAAGAGAGCGGGAGUGGACGGGCGUGGUGGCGCAGUGGACCACGCCACCUAACCCCUCAACCCGCCCCACGCCCUGUUUACCACGCCCUCGUGGGAUGUAGUAAGUCCACGCCUACCUCCCCCGCCUCCUACCGGAGGACUGACUACCCCCUCUCUGUCACACGAUACCCCAGGGGACCAGAUGAUAACAGAGGAUUCUCAAGAUUCCGCUCUUAACUCUCUCACUAACUGUGUUAUCUCACCCUUCUCUCCUAGGGCCCAGGCCCCACACCCAGCCCCCAAACGGGGCCCUCCAAGGGCUCUACAAGGCUUUAAAUCACAGUUCUCUCACUCUAACCUUCGGAGACCACUCCUGAUCUCCAAAGGUCCAGUCUCCUACAACUCAAGGCAUUUUCAAAGAUAUUUCGCUUAGCUUGUCGACCAUUUAUCAAGAUGUAUAGGGGUCAGCAACCCUUGUAUGUUGCUUGACUAUGUAUAGGGCCCAACAGAGUUUGUAUGUUACAUGG